This is a messenger RNA of Clonostachys byssicola, 1188 nucleotides long. The record is from the annotation of a GenBank genome assembly. NCBI's taxonomy places the organism in Eukaryota, Fungi, Ascomycota, Sordariomycetes, Hypocreales, Bionectriaceae.
AUGGACGUCCUUUUGUUUGCGGGUGUUAUGACAGCCGGAAUUUACGUUGCUCGCAGCUUCCUGAACCCGAUACUUAGCAGCUUGGUCGACCCAGAAAAAGAGAAGCAAGAGCAGGCUAGACGACAAGCAAAGGCACAUCUAGAGCGCCUGAGCCGCCGACAGCGAGGGCCAGAAGAUCUUGAUGAGGACAGUAGUGGAUCUAGGAAAGGGCCUCGGCUGGAGGAACUUGCGCUGAAUGAAUAUGAGAAUCUCAUCGCUCUCGAAAUGGUCGCGCCAGAGGACAUUCCGGUUGGAUUUGACGACAUUGGUGGCUUGGAAUCAAUCAUCGAAGAGAUCAAAGAAUCAGUAAUCUAUCCGCUCACGAUGCCCCAUAUCUACUCACACGCCGGCUCUCUGUUAUCUGCGCCGUCGGGCGUCCUACUUUACGGGCCUCCGGGAUGCGGAAAGACUAUGUUGGCAAAGGCCGUAGCACACGAGAGCGGCGCUUCGUUCAUCAACCUGCAUAUUUCAACUUUAACAGAGAAAUGGUAUGGCGACUCAAACAAGAUUGUGCGGGCUGUUUUCUCCUUGGCCCGGAAAAUGCAACCGGCAAUCAUCUUCAUCGACGAAAUUGACGCAGUUCUGGGCACACGGAGGAGUGGGGAGCAUGAAGCUAGUGGAAUGGUGAAAGCAGAGUUUAUGACGCUUUGGGAUGGGUUGACAUCUGUCGAUUCUGCAGGAAAGCCAGCUCAGAUCGUGGUACUAGGCGCAACCAAUCGAAUUCACGACAUAGAUGAAGCGAUUCUACGACGAAUGCCCAAGAAAUUUCCAGUACCUCUACCCGGCCAAGAGCAAAGGCGGAGGAUUUUGCAACUGGUCCUCAAAGACUCGAAAACAGACCCGAACCACUUCGAUAUCGACUAUGUAUCAAAAAUCACCGCCGGCAUGUCGGGCAGUGAUAUUAAGGAGGCCUGCCGAGAUGCAGCAAUGGCACCAGUCAGGGAAUAUAUGAAGGAACACAGAACUCAGGGGCGAUCAAUGGCGCCUGUUGACCCGCGGAAUUUCAGAGCAAUCCGAAACGAUGACUUUUUUGGUAGACGAGGCGGUCAGAGGGUCGUGGUUUCGGGGGAGCCUGCUGCACACACCAGGGUGUCCAGUGCAAGAUUCCACGACGCACAGGAUGAGUUGAUUGUAGAGGAACAGGACUGA